Messenger RNA from Daphnia carinata, 2411 nucleotides. Its product is annotated as G-protein coupled receptor moody-like. NCBI's taxonomy places the organism in Eukaryota, Metazoa, Arthropoda, Branchiopoda, Diplostraca, Daphniidae. Bases 217 to 1452 code for a protein of 411 amino acids. The record is from RefSeq and is a predicted model, not a curated record. Gene Ontology annotation, biological process: G protein-coupled receptor signaling pathway. Gene Ontology annotation, cellular component: membrane. The transcript has 9 exons. Gene Ontology annotation, molecular function: G protein-coupled receptor activity.
AAAAGAAUUGCCGUUAGCAUCCACCCUCCAGCUGGCGCGUUUCUCAACUCGAGUUGCUCUCUUUCUGGCACCCUCUUCAUCCCACUCUGGUCCCGUCCACUUUACAAUGUUUCAUUGAUGAUUUAUGCGCCCGAUCGCAUUGAAUAACACUCCUUCUCUCUCUCUCUUUCCGUUACAUAUAUACAUGUUUGGAUCGGCAUCCUUUUGGACACGCUGAUGGAUAGGAUGGAGCUCGCAGCCGACAGCUGCAGCCACUUGAACGGUACCAACGAUCUGCUGAUGUUGAUGACGGUCCAGCACAACGGCCAUCGUCCCAUCCACGCGAACACCAGCGCCAACAACUCGGCCAUUUACAAUGAUAUUUUCCUAAGCAGGUCGUCUUUAGGAUUGAGGCGCUUCUCGGGUGUCAUGACCAUCUUCAUCAUUAUGAUGGGAGUAUUGGGUAACGCGUUAACUAUUGCGGCGCUAAUUAAAAGCCCGAAAAUACGUAAUCUAACGGUUGCCUUCAUCACCAGUUUGUGCGUGGCGGAUUUGAGCUUCUGCGUCCUUGUAAUGCCGUUCACCGCCUACCGAUUCCUCAACGAUCGUAAUUACUUUGGAGACGAAGACAUCAUGUGCGUCAUCUUCCCAUUGGUCCAGUACGCCAAUGUCGGCGUCUCGUUACUCUCCAUCGCCAUGAUCACUAUCAACCGGUUCGUAAUGAUUGCUUACCCGCACUUGUACAAGAAGAUUUACACCAGACAGAGCGUCGCCGGAAUGGUUGCCUUCUCGUGGCUGUUCUCCUUCCUGACGUUGAUGCCCACCUUGACCAGUCGAUGGGGGAAAUUUGGUUUCGAUACUUGCCUGGGCUCGUGUUCCAUCAUCGGGUCUAAAGGACCGAAAACGACCUUGUUCCUGAUCGGAUUCCUAACACCCUGUCUAGCUAUUGUUAUCUGCUAUGCUGGUAUCUUCUGGACCGUGAACAAGUCGAGAACGAGAGUCCAGGGGCAUGCGGCAACGACGACGGUCACGCCUGGUCGCACUGGAAGCGAUUGGCGUCUAACUAAAAUGAUCCUCAUCAUUUUCGUUUCGUUUAUUGUCUGCUACUUGCCAACAGCCAUUAUCAAGAUUGUCGACAAGAAAGUGGAACGAGCCGACGCUCACGUCAUCAGCUACGUUCUGAUCUAUUUGUCGGCGUGCAUUAACCCAAUAAUCUACGUGACGAUGAACCGCCAGUUUAGACAGGCGUACAAAGAUCUUCUCUUUUGCACCGGGUGGACGCCGGAUGUGAAACAUUGCACCAAUAGCGCUUCGGGCAUGCACGGCGUAGCCAACAGGACGGCCAGCUCGAUCGCUUCCGUAGCGGUAACGGCCGUGCAACACCCGGACCCUGACCAAGUUCUUGCCAAGAGUAAACGAGUCUCCAGCAAUCCAGUUGACAUUCCUCUCAACCGAUUGAGUAACGCCUGUUGAUCAGCGCAUACAUACAAGUCGUAUGUAUAGUCAUUCAUUAAAGCUUUAUGCAUUUGUUUUAGUUUUUUAAUUCGAUCUUACAAUUUAUUCGUUUUUUAGUUUUUAGUUUAAUCUCACUUUUGUUUUGUUUCUGUUUGUUUUUAAGGAUAAGUUAUGGCAAUGGGGUAAAGAGAAAAUGUGUCAUGUUAAAAUGCCGUAAUUGGCCGUUUCCGUAUAGAGAGCUCCGCGCCAUUUUUUUUUUUUUUUUUUUGCCUAGCGCGAUUUUCCAUGUCCUUAUUUUUUCCGUUAAAACAAAAUCCUGGUCGUGUUAUUUGACGUUUUUGACGGGCUAAAUAAAGGACGAAGAUGUGACAUUUCCCAUGCCCCAGCGUUUAUUACUCGAGUUAUCCGUGUGUGCGUUCACCGAUCGCGAAAAGAGGCCAACACCGUUUGCCAUUAAUUUUUGUUUUCUUUUCUUGCUGAAUCCUUGAAAAAACAAGAAAAUCAAUCGUCCACUUUUAAAAGGAUUUGGAGAGCCCCGGCUGAAAUGGGUGGCCUAGUUUGAUGCCCGUGCGUGAUCCUAUAACAGCGACUCGUGUUUUAUAUCAAAUGUAAGAAAUGAUCCCCGUGAUAGCGUCGGUGAAGUGCCUCGUCGUUUCUUUUCUCCCUCCUCUCCGAAUUCGGCAAAAAAAAAAAAAAUCGGUCGUGAAAGGAUUUGCACGCAAAUCCUGCACGAUAAUGGUAUACCAUUUUUUACAGACACCUUUCCCGUCUCGUCUGCUGGAUAUUUACAAUGAUCUUUUUUUUUUCGCCUUACUUUUUCCUAUCCGGCCAUCCAACUGAAAUAGGUUACGACAUGGAGAACGUUUCACAAUGAUCCCUCUUCCCCAUAGGCCAUUCAAAUGCUACGCCAGUUAUAUCGCUUACGGAGGUGGAAAUGUAGCGUGAACGUUCGGAAUUCGGGUACGAUCUGACGUCGU